UAUAUUGAGAUAAGUUAAUAAAUGGGCAAAUCAUGCCAUUACCAUUAAAACAAUAAAAAAAAAGAGAAUACAUUACGAUUGUCAUCGUUGUAGGUGUGUGUUUGUGAAUGAUGUGGAACAAUGAUUCAGUAUUCCAAAUAGUGCAAAUAGAUCCAUGAUUUCUAAAAAAGCCGAUAUAGCUUUUUUUAUUACACCUUGAUAUGGUGCUAACACAUUUUAUCGUCAUUUUCUUCGAACAAUAUUAUUAUGAUGGUUAAUUUUAUAAAUAAUAAACAUUUCAACAAUAUAUGAUCAUUAGCCUCAUAUGUUCGAAAAUCGUAUCGAAUAUGAAAUUGCUUAUCUUUUUCAAGCAAAAAAAAAAACAGAAUAUUAAACACUUGAGGCCAUAUUUUCAUUCCAUCGUUCAUUAACUAUCCGAUAGAAUCUAUUCAUACAUCGCGCUAAUGUCUUUUCUUGAGUUAAUAUUCGAAUUUGGAAUGUGAACAAGGCUCAUUUUUAUACGCUAUCGCGAUACAAUCGAUACCGAAAUAUCAAAACAAAGCCAAACAUUUUGCCGGUCAUAGAAUCAGAAUUAUUAUUGUUUAUAUAUUUUUUGGACAUGAAUUGAGCUUGGAAUUUGAAAACCCAAUAAUGUCAGACAUAAAGAUCACGCCAUUGGGUGCUGGUCAAGAUGUUGGAAGAAGUUGUAUUUUGGUCACAAUCGGUUCUCAAAGAGUCAUGUUGGACUGUGGAAUGCAUAUGGGAUACAAUGAUCAGCGACGAUUUCCCGAUUUUUCCUAUGUCAGUAAUGAAGAAAGUUUGGAUUCUUAUCUUGAUUGUGUUAUCAUUUCACAUUUUCACUUGGAUCAUUGUGGUGCUUUACCAUACAUGACAGAAAUGGUUGGAUAUAAAGGACCAAUCUAUAUGACUCAUCCAACAAAAGCUAUUUGCCCAAUUUUAUUGGAAGAUUUCCGUAAAAUCACGGUUGAACGGAAAGGAGAAACAAAUUUCUUCACAUCACAAAUGAUUAAAGAUUGCAUGCGAAAAGUUAUUCCUGUAAAUCUUCAUGAAACUGUCAAAGUAAAUGAUGAAUUGGAAAUUAAAGCAUAUUAUGCUGGCCAUGUUUUAGGAGCUGCAAUGUUUCAUAUAAGAUCUGGACAGCAUUCCUUAGUCUAUACUGGAGAUUAUAACAUGACCCCUGAUCGUCAUUUAGGUAGUGCUUGGAUUGAUAAAUGUCGACCAGAUGUCCUCAUAACAGAAAGCACUUAUGCAACCACUAUUCGUGAUUCCAAAAGAUGUCGUGAAAGAGAUUUUUUGAUGAAAGUUCAUGAAUGCAUCGAACGUGGUGGCAAAGUUUUAAUUCCUGUAUUUGCUCUUGGACGAGCUCAAGAAUUGUGUAUUCUAUUGGAAACUUAUUGGGACCGAAUGAAUCUUAAGACACCAAUAUAUUUCGCAGUUGGUCUUACUGAAAAAGCAACAAAUUAUUACAAGCUUUUUAUUCCUUGGACUAAUCAAAAGAUUAAAAAAACUUUUGUUAAACGUAAUAUGUUUGAAUUUCGACAUAUCAAACCAUUCGAUAGGGCAUAUGCAGAUAAUAAAGAACCGAUGGUUGUAUUUGCUACGCCUGGAAUGUUACAUGCUGGCCUGUCUUUGCAAUUGUUUCGAAAAUGGGCUCCUGAUCCAAAUAACAUGGUCAUAAUGCCUGGUUAUUGUGUAGCUGGCACUGUUGGUUAUCGUUUGUUGAAUGGUGCCAAAAAAAUUGAAUUUGAAAACAAACAAUUUGUCGACGUUAAAUUACAGGUUCGUUAUAUGUCAUUCAGUGCUCAUGCCGAUGCUAAAGGUAUAAUGACAUUGAUCAAUCAAUGUGAACCAAAAAAUGUCGUACUGGUUCAUGGUGAAGCUUCUAAAAUGGCCUUCUUACAUGGAAAGAUCAAAAAUGAAUUCCAUAUUGAUUGCUACUAUCCAGCGAAUGGUGAAACAAUAAAUAUUGAUAUUCCGAUCUCACAGGCUGUUGAUGUAGAUGUUAACUUUCUAAAACGAACAAUUACUUCUGGAAUUUCUGAUCCGAAAAGACAGAAAUUAAUGCAUGGAACAUUAAAAAUUGAUAGCAAUAAUUCUACUCUCUUAUGUAGUAAAGAUGAAUUCGAACAAUAUGGAAUUAAACCAUUUAAUAUAACAUUUAAAACUUAUAUUAAGUUGGAAAAAGAACAAUCCGAUUUGCUAUCAACUGAAGAAAUAACACAGGUUAUCUAUGAAAAAUUGAAAAGCAAACUUAGUGAUCAACAUGUGAUAAACAAACCUAACGAAACUGAAGUACUAAUUUCUCAAGUUUUAAUUCAAGUUCAACCAAACGAAUACAAUCAAAGUAAUAAAGACAUCAUCAUUAAAUGGCCAGAAGAGGACGAAGCAUUGGGAAGUUUUCUUUUGAAUUACAUACAAGGAUUAAAUCGAUGUUUUUACAGUACCAAGUGAUUCAUUGAUUCUUUUUCAUCAUCAUUAUAUUGAACACAAGUUGAUAAAAAUUUGACUUUUACAUGUCAAAAUAUGUUUUAAUCAUUAUAAUAAAAAAUCAUUAUGCUUCACUUGUUGAGCUGUCAUCA
Molecule: messenger RNA, 2579 nt
Organism: Dermatophagoides farinae (American house dust mite)
Lineage: Eukaryota; Metazoa; Arthropoda; Arachnida; Sarcoptiformes; Pyroglyphidae
Source: RefSeq, a predicted model, not a curated record